GUCACACCUGUCAAACAGCUGAUUUGCAGCUGAUUGUAGUGUUGUUAAUUUUCCGAUUAACGCAAAACAGCCUUAAAUGAUUAGAAAUCGGGUGUGUGACUAAAUUUAAAAUCAACCAAAGUACAUUGUAGAGUUAAUCGAUGACUUGACAAAAUUUUUAACCUCACACUCAUGGCUCAGUGCAAGCAGACUCCGCAAGAAUUUAUAAAAAACGCCUUCACACCCCAAAUUGCUGUUUUGUGCACCCCUCUCGCUGAAGGUUCUUGUCAGAAAAAUAAUUUGAAUUUCAUUGAGCUGCUCCAACCCUUUUCCAAAUUGAGCAAUGACGUGCAUUACAAAGAUCCGGCCGGCACGGUUAUAACAAUAAGGAACCUCAAAUUAACGUUUUUGGACGUGAAUUCCCGACCUCCCCAAACCACUUUAGCUAGGAAAUUUUUAAACUCUUCAGUGAGUGAAUUGUCAGACUUCCGGACUGAGAAUUUCACCACCAGCGAUCACACCUUGAACAUUACUUUAACAACGCCGUGGUUUGAGGCUUGGAGAGAUACGUUUUUACGAGUUCAGUAUCCCUCUGAUCAUGAAUAUACAAAGCAUUUUUUAUCGUGUGUUUUGGUUGUUUCUUCAGCUGAAAUCAAUGUCAUUGAAAGUAUUAUUCAGCUGUCUCAGAGUCUGAAUCAAAUGCAGAAUAACGCCCCUGGAAAGUUACCCAAGUGGUUUAGCUCAAAUGUUUUAAAAUACUAUGUGAUCAUCCAUGACAAUGUUGAAGGAAAUAUUGAUGUCGCAAAUGAGGCGUACGAGUCAGUUAAAGGGUCAUACGGGGAGGCGAAUUGUUUUCUUUUGAGGAUGAAUUCACGGCCCCCAGGUGCCGCAAACACCGAGCAUUUGCCGGACCCUUGGAGCCAAUUCAUUAGCUGUAAUAUUGAGUCCAGAGACUACAAUCCAACCCCUGAGAGCUCACCCUACACUUCACGGGCGAUUUUUGAUACCAGUCAAGACUCUGAUACAAAAACCAACUUAAAUUACCACCCACUGAGCCCUGACACUGAGGAUUUAAUAAUGAGCACUUCGGCAACUGAAAAAGACAAAACCGUAUCAAACAACUCCAAAUUAAAAUCGCACGGUCUCUGCCUGUCGACUGAAGACGUCGAACAGGUGAAAUUAUUUUUACACGAGUUUACCAAAACCUGUCUGCUGCCUUACAUCGAGAAACAAAUCCACCAACUAAGCGACGUAAUUUCGAACAAAAAAGGCGUCAGCAGGUCAUUGUUCAGUGCGACAAAACGCUGGUUCAACCCCAAUAAACCGGGCGCCAGUUCGGUUGCAGUGAAUAAUCUUAUCUACGCGCCUGAUUCACCCGAAUUGCAAGUGCGGCGACUUGGAGAUCUUUAUUUCAUGUUUGGACAUUAUCUACUAGCGUUUCAAGCAUAUCAUUUAGCUAAAAGGGACUACAACACGGAUCAGGCCUGGCUGUACUACGCUGGGGCGCUCGAAAUGGCCGCCUUGGCGGCUUUUAUGGCGAAUGAGUCGAGCAGAAAGACCUACGAUUACAUGGAGGAGAGCAUAACCACUUACAUGAACACCUGCAAGAUGCCUCAGUUUGCGACCCGAGCGACACUUUUAAGCUCCGAGUGUCUGAAAAGUAGGGGUUUGUUCGGCGAAGCGGCCCAUCAAUUGAUACGAAUGACGAGUGAAGAGUCGGAUUUGAGAUCGGCUCUUUUUCUGGAACAGGCCGCUUAUUGUUUCCUGCAUUCGAAAAUGGUCAGAAAGUACGCCUUUCAUAUGGUUUUGGCCGGCCAUAGAUUCUCAAAAGCUGCUCAAAGGAAACACUCAUUGCGGAGCUACAAACAAGCACACCAAAUUUACGAAUACAGUGGCUGGGAUUUAGCUGAGGAUCACAUUCAUUAUACAAUAGGGCGUCAAGCUCACAAUCUCCAUUCGUUUGAUGAGGCGGUUAAGUCGUUUGCGCGGCUGCUUAAUGGGGACAGCAAGCAGUCGGGUCAACAACAGAGCGUGUUUUUGAAGGAAUAUUUAACAAUAUUAGGGAAUAAAUUACUGAAAGAGGAUGACGACGGUAUUCCGAUUUUGGCUCUACCGGAGUUAGACAGUGAUUCUUUAAAGUUGUUAAUGGAGCCGACGCCUCCCCUAACAACACCUGGGAAAGUUCCGGCAAUGGGUGUCAAUUUUCUUGAAAGAGAUGGCGCCGAAGUUGCAGCCAGGUGGAAUAAAUUGGAGGAGAUUUUAGUACAAGAAGCCUUCGGUUCUCUUCCUCUCACGUUCAAGCCAAUGAUCACACUUUACAGCGUCCAUAAUUUAGCAAAGAACGUCCCCACAGCGAUUGUAAAUGAGCCGAUCCAAGUCUGUGUGCAACUGAUUAAUUCGUUGCAAAUCGUCCUACAAUUGAAAGACAUUUAUUUGAUUUGGUGCUUCAAAAACGACGACCUUGUGGCUUCUAAUGAAAAUAACAGCAAUAACGUUGACAAUUUCGUCAAAACGCACGUCACGAAGUCGAUUUUGCUACAAAGCAAUUGCAAUCAAAAUAUUAUACUUGCGUUAACGCCGCUUGUGACAGGGGUGAUCACCUUGAAAGGGAUCUGCUACACGUUAACCAGUUCCAACACGCCUACAGACAAUAUAUUUAUCAAAGGAAAACAGUUGUUUAAUUUCGACAAAAGCGGCACGAAGAACGUAGAAAUAAAAGUCGUGCCGUUAGCGCCUUGUUUGCAGGUGACUUUUUCCGAGUUCAGUUUGGAGUUUUUAUGCGACGAAGUACAAAAAGUUACAAUUGAUUUUCAAAAUACGGGUACGCUGCCUUUGCAUAAGGUGUACAUGGCGACGUCGGCCCCCGAGUACUUAUGUAACUGUGAGACAAAAACCAAAGAAUUGCCCGAAUUUUCGGCAAAUUGCACUCCAGCAAUGAGGGAAAAAUUUAUCAGGGAUAACCACAUUACUUCAGUACCUCUUCCAAACGACCGACUUGAGCCGGGGCAAAGCACCACGGUGGCCAUAUUUAUCAAAGCGCCUAAUGUUCCCGGGCCGUGUCUUGUCGAUUUACUUAUCUAUUACGAAAACGCCAACGCGGGAGUCGUCCCAAGGUAUCGGCUCGUGCGCCACAAGUGGAACUUGUCGGUCCAGGAGUCCAUCAAAGUGGACGUGACGGUGCAAGAGAGUUUCAAUGCGAAACAAGUGGAGGAGAUCGCAGUGGUGCUGAAAGCGUCAAACUUGAACAAACUCCACAGCUCAACGCUGACGGAAAUUAGCCUUUUAAACGUAGGAAUGUUGAGUAAAUUCUGGAGUUUCAUCGAAAACGUGGUAACCCCCAAAUACAUAAACCUACACUCUCAGGAAUCCGCUCACAUUUUACUAAAAGCGCGCCGACUUAACGAAAAAAAGAGCGUCUACUCAAACAUCUACUUGAACCAUGAGAGGAGCAUGCGGCAACACCUCAGUUCCGCGUACAUCGCCUUCGCCAAAAAGACUGAACAUUGCCAGGUGAAUUUGUUCAACGAGUUCGAGUCUUCUCCUGAAGGCAAGGACGGGAUCGUUUUCGUGCAAUGGCAAGCGCUGGUGAACGACCCGCAGAAGCGCGUAGUCGACGGCCAAACGCAGAUCCGGAUAAAAGUCCACAAGACGAGCGAUGAUCAAAGCGACGUCGACGAGUUUGCGGCUUUGAGCGACCCGGCAACUUUGCUCGAAGUCAGUUUGAAUAAAGACAAACAGAGCGAGAACCGGACGCAGCAAACCAAAGUCACAUGCACUCUCAUCUACCCAGCGAUCGUCGAACACAAUUUCCAGAAGGAGAAAUUCUGUGUGGUUCCGGUCACUCUCCUCCUCCACAGCGUUGUAACCGACGCCGAUUUGAGUGUGAUAGUCAACACUUUGGGCGCCACGAGUGGGCCGCCACCGCCGACACACUCCGAUCUUUUUUAUCCGUAUGCUUCCAAAAAUUUUUCCUGGCUUGGGACGGGAAGUGCAGUUAGAGAAGUCAAGCCUUUGGCGACAGAACCAGUCAAGCUCUCGGCAGUUGUUUCGAGGCCCGGGACUUUUGAUUUAGGGGCGCGUAUUGAGAUUUUUUGCAGCAGCACCGAUCAAGUCGACGCUCCGGAACUUCAAACCUGCCAGAUUCAAUCAGCAUUAAUUGUUAUAGAUGGGGAUAGUUAACUUCGAUAUUUAUUUAUCAUGAUUUUUUGUUAAUGUAUUUGUAUAUUUUGAAUUUUAUCGUUUCAGUCUAUUAUGCUUUAUACCAUUUUUGUAUAUAUUUACCUGUUUUCUUUGUAUCUAUUAAUUCCGAUGUAUUACAACAAAAAUUAUUAAUAAAAAAUUUAUUACGA
Tribolium castaneum (red flour beetle) is the source of this 4328-nucleotide messenger RNA. It is a transcript of the gene l(3)76BDm, whose product is annotated as lethal (3) 76BDm. Lineage: Eukaryota; Metazoa; Arthropoda; Insecta; Coleoptera; Tenebrionidae. The coding region runs from base 172 to 4158 and encodes 1328 amino acids. Gene Ontology annotation, cellular component: TRAPPIII protein complex. The transcript is spliced from 10 exons. The record is from RefSeq and is a predicted model, not a curated record.